AUGCUUGCCAACAGGAUCCUGUUCCUGUGUCUGCUCCAGACAGGGGCCGUCGCUGCGUCGUCCGCAGUCGGCGCUGCCUGUCAUGGAGCUGCUUGCCCCUCGGCCGCUGCUUCCACCGUGUUGCUUCAGCGCAAAAAGGAGAAGGAGCUGGUGACAAAAGUCGAGCUGGACAGUGGGGCAAGCACAGGGAAGCGGCGCCAGGGUCGCAGGUCGAGGCGCAAGACGGGUGCCCUUCCUGCGUCCGCGGCGGCGUGGGUUGCAACGACCUUCUCAGAUUGCGUUCUGUGCCCGGCCGGGUCGAUGCAAAUCCGAACCGUACAGUGCCUUCGCAUCUUUGACGGCGCCGCAGAGGGAGAGAAUCUCUGUGCCGGUUACCCCAAGCCUCCCUCCACCAAAGCUUGUGAUUGUGCCGAGCUGCCGUGUAAUGGCAAUCUCACGCACAUGUGCUUGGAGCCUUCCGGCUGCCCCGUUGAUUCAGACCUGGACGUCGACUUCAUGGACCUGGGCUGCUUUCAGCGCGUCCCGGGCCAUGAGGCCCCUGGUGCCAUCGGUGAUGCAUAUGACUAUGGCUGCAUGAACUAUUCUGGGGCUGUUCCUUGCAAGAGCGGCCUGCCCUUCUAUUCCAUGAGGUCCAACAGCAUGACGCCAAGCUUGUGUUACGAGUUCUGCACAGGCAAAGGCUUGGACAUCUUCGCUUUGGUCGCCGGAGUGGAGUGCCGCUGCGGUGCUUCUGCGGUAAACCAGAAUGCACGCGCACACCAGGUCGACUCUCGCCAUUUGGACUUCAAUCCAUCGGUGCUCAGUCUGCAUACUGACGACAUGGGCCUAUGCCCGCUUCGCGUUUUUCGGUAUGCUGGCCACUAUGAGGAGGGAGGUGUGCCUUAUGGUCUGACCAACCUCCUCGAGUCCGACGCACAGUACUUGCGUAGCAUCUUCUCAGGGCACCUGGUCGAACAUCUCGAGGACGCCCCAGAAGGCUACAAGCUGCCAUCAGCAACGCCUGAACCAGGCUUGGCUCAGGCAGAUGCAAAGGAUGGACAGCUGAAGCAGACCCCUGAGGGCUACAACCGCAACUGCUGGCCCGACAAUUGCGGCCCGGGGCGUGGGCCAUGGGAGGACCGUGUCACCUCCCCACCGUCUGGAGUGAAUGCUAGGUACUACGAGUACGUUGUGAUUCCAUAUUCUUUCGAGCCUGGGACGAACGAUGCCCGCAAGCAAGCUUUCCGCGUGGCUGUGAAGCGCUGGCACCGGCAGUCGUGCAUCGUCCUUGUGGAGAAGGCUGAAGACUACCAGCACACCCGUCCGUACAUCACGGUGGGCGAAUACGACUCCGGUAGCUGCUACUUGUCGGGGAUGGGUUGGCCAGGCUUCUGGAGCGGCAAACCGCAGCGCAGCCGGAUCAAUCUCGGCUGGUGCAAUGACAUGAGCGCGGUCGGAAGCAUGAUUCACGAAAUCGGGCACGCCAUCGGAAUGAACCAUGAGCAGAAGCGUGCAGAUGCCGCCCAAGCCUGGAAUGGGCAUGGCCCUCAUUUGAUCAUGCACUGGGACAACAUUGAGGCGAGUUGGAAGAGUCAGUACGAACCGGACUUCAAGUCCUACAUUGGCUCCACCAAUCAAGGCGCCGACGAUGUCUUCUCAGGCUAUGCACCGUACGACUAUGGCAGCAUCAUGCACUAUCCUCCAGGAGAUGCCUAUGAUACCGACCCUCCAGAGAACGAGAACCUCAUGGGCAACCGCAAGCACCUCACCGCCGGGGACAUCGAACAGAUUCUGGACGUGUACCAAUGCGUGGAGCUGCCAACGUGGACGACACCCACCUCCUGUGACUUUGAGGAUGUAUGCUUCUGGACAAAUCAAGGGGAGAUCGAUUGGGUAAUGCAAUCAGGACCGACUCCCAGCAGCAACACAGGGCCUAGCGCAGCCUUUGAGGGGACAUUCUACCUUUAUGUUGAGGCGAGUGGAUCCAACAAUCCCUCGAAAACUGCCAUCUACGAGAGCCCAGCACUUGAUGCCACUCAGAGCUACGACUUGACCUUCAAAUAUCACAUGCUCGGGAGCAGGGUAGGCUCUUUGGCUGUUGAGAUUGGAGAUACCCAUGGAAUCUUCCACUCAGUCUGGGCCAUGGCUGAUACUCAAGGCGAUAUUUGGCACACGGCAUCCCUGACUAUCAGUGCUGCUGCUGCUGUUCGAUUCGUUGCUGUCACGGGGUCUGGCUGGAGCAGUGACAUUGCAAUCGAUGCACUCCAGAUGACAUCAAACAGCCCGUCAACCACCACGACGCUGGGCUGCCACGAUUCCUGGUUGCCGGAUUGGACCAGCAGUCCGACUGUUGCCUGCAAGAAGUGGGCGGAAGACUCCACAUGGGGCGCGCUGGCAAACGACAAAAGCCUCGCCGACGCAUGCCAAGAGUCGUUCGGGCUCACGUCCUGUGCCGAAACCUGCGGAUGUGGAGCACCCUUCAGUGCACCAUCCGGAUGCGACUUUGAGGGUGGUUUGUGUGGAUGGUCCACAGCAGGAACAUCGGGAACAUGGAUUGGACAUGUCCAUGCAACACCGAGCAAUGGCACCGGCCCUAGUCAGGCGCAGAAUGGCAGCCGCUAUCUCUAUGCGGAAGCCAGCGAGCCGGCCCUCCCCGGAGACGUCUUCACUCUGGAGAGCCCACCCUUCGAUGGAGCCGGCGUUACGUUUGAAUUCAGCUUUUGGUACCACAUGUUCGGCCAGGGAAUGGGCAGCUUGCAGCUCAAAGGAAAGGCGAAUGACACGUGGAUGGAGAUUUGGAGCGCGCACGGCAAUCUCGGUGACAUGUGGCUGGAAGCCGACGUCCCAGUUCCAGCUGGCUUCUCCUUUCUCCGAUUUGAUGCUGCCUUGGGCCCAGACUGGAGAAGCGACAUUGCCAUUGAUUCCAUCCAUGUCAAAACAACCACCACCACAACCACCACAACCACUACAACCACUACGGCGCUGGGUGGAAGCACGGGCAUUGACGCGGUCGACUGCGACUUCGAGGUGGACAUGUGCAGCUGGAAAGAGGAAACGACCACAGGGUGGAGACUGAGAUCGGGAACAACUCCGAGCAGCAGCACGGGGCCAGACGGGGCGGAGUCAGGCUCCCAGUACGUUUACGCGGAGUCCAGCGGAUCAGCUGGAAACCCCAACAAGGAGUUCGUGCUGCAAAGCGGCAGCUUCUCUCCGGGGCCGCAUGAUCGCGCGCUCUACUUCGCGUGCAGCAUGUACGGCAGCAACAUGGGCAGCCUUACGCUGGAGUUUCAAGGCACAGAUGGCUGGACGAAGAUUUGGGAGCUCUCAGGAGAUCAGGGAGAGGGCUGGUCCUCUGUGGCGGUCACCGUCCCGGGCCAGGCGACUGCCUUGCGCUUCGUCGGCCUGACAGGCAACGGCUGGAAGAGCGACAUUGCUGUGGACUCCAUCGUGGCAUCUGAGACGGCCCCAACAACACCACCACCCAUGGCUGCUGAACAGGCACUCGCCUGCGAUUUCGAGUCCAACUUCUGCGAGUGGUCGCAGCAGGGCCAAAAGCAGUGGAGUCGAAAGAGCGGAACAACACCGAGCAGAAACACUGGCCCUUCACAGAACCACGACGGGAAAUAUGCCUUCACGGAAGCGAGCGGCUCAAACAAGAACAAGGAGUUCAUUUUGGAGUCGCCCAUCUUCGGCAUGACUGCAGGCAUCAAGCUGUCCUUCUGGUACCACAUGCUAGGAAGCAAGAUGGGCGAUUUGAAGGUGGAGGGUCUGGGAUCAGCGGGCUCAUGGAGUUCGCUCUUCCUGGUGUCUGGCGCCCAGGGGGAUGUCUGGCACAACGCGGAAGUGGCAAUCCCAGGCGAUGUCCACCAGCUGCGCAUCAUUGGUGUCACUGGCAACGGCUGGGCCAGCGACAUGGCUGUGGAUGACAUCACGGUCGUCCCGGCUUGA
This is a messenger RNA of Symbiodinium natans, 3927 nucleotides long. The record is from the annotation of a GenBank genome assembly. NCBI's taxonomy places the organism in Eukaryota, Dinophyceae, Suessiales, Symbiodiniaceae.